UCAGUCCAAGGCCAAAAGCAAGAAACGUAAUUUUUCGGAUUGGUUGAAUACAGCUAUUGAGAUCAAAUAUGGAAAGUGAACCAGGCCCGGAGAAUGUGGAACAGAACCUGUGUGCUAGCGCUGCGGAGGAAGAAUUGAACAAGUCUUUCAACUUAGAAGCUUCUCUUUCGAAGUUCUCUUACAUAGAUCUGGAUAAGGAGCUGGAGUUCAAAAAUGAUCUGAUUGACGACAAGGAGUUUGAUAUUCCUCAAGUAGACACCCCUCCGACCCUGGAAAGCAUACUGAACGAGACCGACGAUGAAGAUGACCCCUUUGUUCUCGAGGACCCCACAUUGUUAAACGUCGACACCAUCGACUCUCACUCUUACGAUACCUCGUCUGUGGCAAGCUCAGACAGCGGUGACAGGGCCAACUUAAAGAGGAAGAAGAAGUUGCCUGAUUCUCUCUCCCUGCAUGGGUCGGUUAUGCGGCACUCACUUCUAAAGGGGAUAUCUGCGCAGAUGGUGUCUGCAGCUGACAAAGUAGAUGCUGGUCUGCCUACAGCAAUUGCAGUGUCCAGUCUCAUAGCAGUGGGUACAUCUCACGGAUUGGCUUUAAUAUUUGAUCAGAAUCAAGCGCUGCGGCUCUGCCUGGGUAGCACUAGUGUCGGAGGGCAGUAUGGAGCCAUCUCUGCCCUCAGCAUCAACAACGACUGCUCAAGACUUCUUUGUGGCUUUGCGAAAGGACAGAUCACCAUGUGGGACUUGGCCAGUGGAAAGCUUCUCAGAUCAAUAACAGAUGCCCAUCCUCCGGGGACAGCCAUCCUGCACAUCAAGUUUACAGAUGACCCAACUCUUGCCAUUUGCAACGACAGUGGAGGCUCUGUUUUUGAACUAACGUUUAAGAGAGUGAUGGGUGUGAGAACAUGUGAAUCUCGGUGUCUGUUCAGCGGCUCCAAGGGUGAAGUCUGCUGCAUUGAACCCCUGCAUUCCAAGCCCGAGCUGAAAGACCAUCCCAUCACACAGUUCUCACUACUGGCCAUGGCGUCUUUAACAAAGAUAUUGGUGAUUGGGUUGAAACCAUCCCUGAAAGUAUGGAUGACUUUUCCCUAUGGACGGAUGGAUCCUUCCAGUGUUCCGUUGCUGGCCUGGCACUUCGUGGCAGUGAGUAACUGUGUGAAUCCGAUGCUUGCCUUCUGCAGAGGAGACAUGGUUCAUUUUCUCCUGGUUAAGAGAGACGAAUCGGGCGCAAUACACGUAACCAAGCAAAAGCACCUUCAUCUGUACUACGAUCUGAUCAACUUUACUUGGAUAAACUCACGCACAGUUGUGCUGUUAGACAGCGUGGAGAAGUUGCAUGUGAUUGAUCGGCAGACACAGGAAGAACUGGAGACAAUGGAGAUCUCAGAAGUCCAGCUGGUCUACAACAGCAGCCACUUCAAGUCCCUGGCCACCGGAGGGAACGUCAGCCAGGCGCUGGCUUUGGUUGGAGAGAAGGCUUGCUAUCAGUCCAUCAGUAGCUAUGGCGGUCAGAUCUUCUAUCUGGGAACAAAGUCUGUGUACGUGAUGAUGCUCAGGAGCUGGAGGGAGAGAAUGGAUCAUCUCCUGAAGCAGGAUUGUCUCACAGAAGCCUUGGCUCUCGCGUGGUCUUUUCAUGAAGGAAAGGCAAAAGCAGUCGUGGGGCUCUCAGGGGAUGUCAGUAAGAGGAAGGCUGUUGUUGCUGAUCGGAUGGUAGAGAUCCUGUUCCAUUAUGCAGAUCGGGCUCUGAAAAAGUGCCCAGACCAGGGAAAAAUCCAAGUGAUGGAGCAGCACUUCCAGGAUACAGUGCCAGUCAUAGUGGACUACUGCCUCCUGCUCCAGCGGAAGGAUCUUUUAUUUAGCCAAAUGUAUGACAAAUUAAGUGAAAAUUCAGUGGCGAAAGGAGUGUUUUUGGAGUGCCUUGAGCCAUAUAUUUUAAGUGAUAAAUUGGUGGGGAUUACACCCCAGGUCAUGAAAGACUUGAUUGUUCAUUUCCAAGAUAAAAAACUGAUGGAAAACGUGGAAGCCCUCAUUGUGCACAUGGACAUCACCAGCCUGGAUAUUCAGCAGGUGGUUCUUAUGUGCUGGGAAAACCGUCUGUAUGACGCUGUGAUUUACGUCUACAACAGAGGCAUGAAUGAGUUCAUCAGUCCAAUGGAGAAACUUUUCAGAGUCAUUGCCCCUCCUCUGAAUGCAGGAAAAACCCUCACAGAUGAACAAGUUGUCAUGGGCAACAAGCUCCUGGUGUACAUCAGCUGUUGCCUGGCAGGCCGUGCCUACCCCCUUGGUGACAUCCCUGAAGAUCUUGUUCCCUUGGUUAAAAACCAGGUGUUUGAGUUUCUGAUCCGUCUGCAUUCUGUGGAAGCAUCCUCGGAGGAAGAAGUCUAUCCUUAUGUUCGGACUUUGCUACAUUUUGACACAAGGGAAUUUCUGAACGUGUUGGCACUGACCUUUGAAGAUUUUAAAAAUGACAAGCAAGCUGUGGAAUACCAACAGCGUAUUGUGGAUAUUUUAUUGAAAGUUAUGGUGGAGAAUUCAGAUUUUACCCCAUCACAAGUGGGGUGUCUCUUUACGUUCCUCGCCCGGCAGCUCGCAAAGCCCGACAAUACCUUGUUUGUGAACAGAACCCUCUUCGAUCAAGUCCUUGAGUUCCUCUGUAGCCCCGAUGAUGACUCCCGCCACUCUGAAAGACAGCAGGUCCUUUUAGAGUUGCUGCAGGCUGGAGGCAUAGUUCAAUUUGAAGAGAGCCGGCUCAUCCGCAUGGCAGAAAAGGCUGAAUUCUAUCAAAUCUGUGAGUUUAUGUAUGAGCGAGGACACCAGUAUGACAAGAUCAUUGAUUGCUACCUGCAUGACCCUUUGCGAGAGGAAGAAGUCUUCAACUACAUCCACGACAUCUUAUCCAUCCCUGGCCACAGUGCCGAGGAGAAGCAGUCUGUGUGGCAGAAAGCGAUGGAUCACAUGGAGGAACUGGUGUCCCUGAAGCCCUGUAAAGCUGCGGAGCUGGUCGCUACUCACUUUUCGGGACAGAUUGAAGUAGUCAUUGGACAGCUUCAGAACCAGGUUUUGCUUUUCAAAUUUUUGAGGAGUCUUCUUGACCCAAGGGAAGGUGUUCAUGUCAGUCAGGAACUGCUGCAGAUACCGCCUCAUGUUACAGAGCAGUUCAUUGACUUGCUGUGUCAGUUCAGCCCCGACCACGUCAUAGAGACACUGCAAGUCCUCGAGUGCUACCGUCUGGAGGAAACCAUUCAGAUUACACAGAAGCACCAGCUCCAUGAAGUCACUGCCCAUCUCUUGGAGAAGAAGGGGGACGUUCAUGGUGCCUUCCUGCUGCUGCUGGAGAGACUGCAGAGCAGGCUGCAAGAGAUAACACAGCGGGGCGAAAAUACCAAGGAGGACUUCCUGCUAAAAGGCAUUGAAGACACCAUGGUGGAGACAAUUGCUCUCUGCCAGAGAAACUCACAGAAUCUGAAUCAGCAGCAACGAGAGGCCCUCUGGUUUCCACUGUUGGAGGCGAUGAUGGCACCGCAGAAGCUGUGCAGUUCAGCGGCUCCUCUUCAGCACUGUGAAGCCCUGAAGUCCUUGACCAUGCAAGUUCUAAACAGCAUGGCAGCGUUCAUCGCCCUCCCGUCCAUCUUGCAGAGAAUCUUGCAGGACCCAAUUUAUGGAAAAGGAAAACUUGGAGAAAUCCAGGGCCUUGUUCUGGGGAUGCUGGACACCUUUAACUAUGAGCAAACCUUGCUAGAAACAACAACCAGCCUUCUGAACCAAGAUCUCCACUGGUCACUAUGUAACCUGAGAGCAUCGGUCUCCAGAGGACUCAACCCCAAACAGGAUUACUGUUCCAUAUGUCUACAGCAGUACAAAAGACGCCAGGAAAUGGCCGAUGAAAUCAUUGUCUUUAGCUGUGGCCAUUUGUAUCAUUCAUUCUGUCUACAAAGCAAGGAGUGCACCCUAGAAGUUGAGGGUCAGACCAGAUGGACGUGUUACAAAUGCAGCUCAAGUAACAAAGCAGGCAAACUCAGUGAGAAUCCUUCUGAAAGUAAGAAGGCGCGGAUAACCUCGUCACAGGUAAAAAUGUCUCCAUCAUAUCAUCAGUCCAAAGGGGAUCUUCCUGCCAGGAAGGCAAACUCAGAACCGGUUCUGGAUCCACAGCAACUCCAAGCCUUUGACCAGCUCUGCCGGCUCUACCGAGGAAGUUCUAGGCUGGCUCUCCUAAUGGAACUCUCCCAAAACCGCAGCGGCGAUAGCUAUAGGCCAUUUGCUGGCUCCCAGAGCGGCCCUGCUUUCCACAGCAUCUUCCAGAACGAGAACUUCCAGCUGCAGCUCGCGCCUCCACCUGUGACUGAAGACUGAGGCCUCCCUGGAAGAGCCCAGUGCUGCAGGAGGCAGGAGAGGGCCCCUGGACGCUCCUGCACAGAGGCC
Molecule: messenger RNA, 4418 nt
Organism: Acomys russatus (golden spiny mouse)
Lineage: Eukaryota; Metazoa; Chordata; Mammalia; Rodentia; Muridae
Gene: Vps8
Product: VPS8 subunit of CORVET complex
Exons: 46
Coding region: 69-4349 (1426 amino acids)
Biological process (GO): endosomal vesicle fusion; protein targeting to vacuole
Cellular component (GO): early endosome; HOPS complex; late endosome
Molecular function (GO): protein binding
Source: RefSeq, a predicted model, not a curated record